AUGUUUACCUAUCAAUUCCUCUUCAUCGCUGUAAUCAGUCAAGCAGCGCGGAGUGCUCUUGCGAUCAGCUGCUAUCCGAAAACCCUCGUGAACAAGGCGGAGUGUCACGAAGCGAUCAAACAAAUUGUCUAUCGUGAGGAUAGUCGCCUUGGUACGGAGUCCAAGCAUUUUGGAUACGAGUUCAAAGAUUGCAGUAUCAUCCUCAGAAACCCGAAUGGUGCUUCCCCGUAUGUUAAUAAUCUAUCUGCCGACUCUUAUCCUGAAUGUUGCGAGCAAUUCAUCCUCAACUAUUGUGAAACCGCCGCGGGUGGGGAUUACCUUGACAGUGACACUUCAAUCCAACUGAAUAUCGGAAAUAGUGGCAAGACGCCCGAGACCAAGCCUUACAACUCAUUCUUCCCAUUUCUCCAAGAGACAUGUGGGCUGAAUCAGAAUGCAGGGAAAAUCCAACAGGAAGAUUGUAACACAGCCUACAAGUCGAUCCCAAUGAGCGUUGAGGGUCAAUUCCUGAAUGACAAGAACCGAGCGACUGACAGGAUUGCCAAAGAAUACAAAUCAUGUUAUGUCACCAUUUACACAUCGGAUGGAUCAGUAUUAGACGCAACCAAUGGAAACAUUCGCCCCAUAUUUGAUAAAUUGGUCAGCAAGUGCGGUACUCAAUCUGGCGUGGUCAGCAUCAAGGACGGGGCACGGGGAAAGAACGGUAGAGUCUACAUGAAAAUCAGGAACAGCCGCCCAUGUGGCGAACAAGUUUGCAACUAAGCAUGAACAAUGUUGAUCUGGAUCUGAAUAUUCAAUGGUUUCCUUUUCUUGGCUUGAGUUCUGUUCACCACCUUGAUGCUCUAUGUGCCAGAUAUCAUGAUAUCUUGUGUCCCUAGUGACAGUUGAACCCAUCUUUUCUCAUUUCUACUCACCACUAUUGCAACGUGGAUACCUGGACGUUAUGUGGCUGUUGCUGGCUCAAUCAAUUCCAAUUGUGUAUUGAUCAGAAACGAAAUUCCACAAGUUGAAAAAGACAACCAUUUUGAUUCAAG
This is a messenger RNA of Puccinia graminis f. sp. tritici CRL 75-36-700-3, 1034 nucleotides long. RefSeq lists its product as uncharacterized. The coding region runs from base 1 to 762 and encodes 253 amino acids. The transcript has 9 exons. The record is from RefSeq and is a predicted model, not a curated record. NCBI's taxonomy places the organism in Eukaryota, Fungi, Basidiomycota, Pucciniomycetes, Pucciniales, Pucciniaceae.